AUGUCAACAGCAAAGUUUUCUGAAUGUCAUUAUGCACUCGUCAAAGGAAAGAAUGAAAUGCUUUAUUUAAUAAAAUCUGAUGAUUUGAUUACUCAUCGAAAGAAAAAUCAACUAAAGACAGGUGAUGAUAUAUCUUGGGGUGGUAAAAGUCGCAGUGAACGAGGUCAUGGUAAAAUAGUCGCUCUUGGUACAAAAGAACAAUGUGAAGCAACAAAAACAGUAAUUGAACAGUCUUUAUUAACCAAAGAAUCAUCAUCAAAUAAAUCUAUAACAAAUAAAUCGUCAUCAUCAACUGAUUCUUCAUCAGCAAAUAAAUGUUUAUCAACAAUUGAAUCGUCACCAAAAAGUCAAUCAUUAUCAAAAAGCAAAUUUUUAUCCAAAGAUAAAUCAUUUUUAACAACUAAAUUUAAAUCAACAAAUAAAUCAGCACCAAUAGGUAAAUCAUCUUCAAAAAUUAAAUCUUUUUCAAACAUUGAAUCUACGUCAACAAAAAAAUCUUUAUCAACAAGUAAAUCUUCAACAACUGAAUCUUCAUCAACAGAUGAUGAAACCUCAAAUGUUGUCUUAAGAGGUAUUGCAACACCAACAGCUUCACGGGCAAUUUAUUCGCAAUGUACCACAACAUCUACUACAAUUGCACAUUUAUCUCCUUCGAAUGUUUCAAAAGAUGUUGGUAGUUUGCACAACUCAAGUGAUUCUACAUCUUCAAUUGACACAAUUUCAGAAUCUAGAUUAAUAAUUGAUGAAGGUAUACGUGAUGACGAUAAUGGAUCAACAACAAAUACAAAAGAUGCUUCUUCCACAUCGAAAAAUGAUCAAUCAUUUUGCUCGACUAAACGCUCAAUUGAUGAAAAUGAAGAAUCAGAAGCACAAGCACGAAAGCACAUCAAACUAUAUCCUGCACCAUCAAAAAAAAAGACUUCUGUAUCUGCAGCAGAAUAUGAAGCAACGAAUAAGAGAAAUGAGAAAUUAAAAGCACAAGUUGAACUUUUUAAGAGUACUUGGAUGCCGAGACCAACAGAUCCAAAAACAAUCAAAUUUUUCAUUGAAGUUGGUCGUUUGUUAGCCGGUGAAGAUACUGACGAAAAUGAAGAUCCAGAAGGAACAAGUCUAUCUGACCUGUAAUGUUCUAUAAUACGUACAUUAUUAGGUCAACAAUUAGCAAUUAAAGUGAAUAGCUUGAAUGAAGAAACUGAUCGGGAUAUGCCAAAUAUUGACACGGAUGUACGAGAAAUUGAUGCAGAUGUGGUGGAAACUGAAACAGUUGAUUCAAAUUUUGAAAUUGAUUUUGGGCCCGAUAGGAAUACCGAUGAUCAAACUCGUAUGUCAUUACCAACCGGUUCGUGGAGAUCAAUGCUUGAUAAUGCUAUAAAUGAAAUCGAGAAGUUAUCUGACAAAAAAGGUAGUCGAAUGGAAGCUAUUGAUAUAGCUGCUGCACUAAUCAUUCUCAAAUCUCGGCAUCGGUUAUCAAAUAAAUGUUUGUCAGAUAUUCUGAAUCUUUUACAUAUUCUUGGUGUACCGAAUGUUCCAACUAGUUGGUGGAAAUGCAAAAAAUUGAUUCGUAAUCAAUCUACUGACGGUCAUAGUGCAAAGAAACGAUCCAUUUGUCCAUCCUGCAAAAAUAUGUCUGAAGAAGUCAGGUGUUGUAAUCAAUGUAAUAUCAAUUAUGAUAAAAUUGUACCUGCACCAUCCAUUCCAAUAUUUUAUCACUUUGAUAUUGACUUGCAGUUAGAAUCAAUACUUUUGCAUACGUCAGAUCUAGUGUUUCAAGAUCUUUCGAAACCGCCUUUAGACUUCAUGCAUGAUAUUGUUGAUGGUUCGUUUUAUAAAAAUCGUUUGAAGCAAGAAACUGAUCUUUUCGUCACAUUAACAAUGAACAUUGAUGGCGUACAGCCAAAUAAAGGUUCUGAUAAUUCAAUAUGGCCAGUGCUAUUGGUUGUCAAUGAAAUUCGACGCAAAAAAAGAUAUUGUCUUGAGAAUAUCAUUCUUGCUGGCGUUUGGCCAGGGCCAAAGAAACCAUCACGCGAUGUUAUGGCCAUUUUUUUAAGAGGUAUGAAUUCGCUUGUUUUUCCUAAAACAGCAUCUCUUUUUUUAGGAGAAAUGCCUUUCCAAGAUUUUGCUGCUCUUUUCCCCUUGGGAC
Molecule: messenger RNA, 2140 nt
Organism: Rotaria sp. Silwood2
Lineage: Eukaryota; Metazoa; Rotifera; Eurotatoria; Philodinida; Philodinidae
Source: the annotation of a GenBank genome assembly